Spodoptera frugiperda (fall armyworm) is the source of this 16494-nucleotide messenger RNA. It is a transcript of the gene cic, whose product is annotated as protein capicua homolog. Gene Ontology annotation, cellular component: nucleus. The record is from RefSeq and is a predicted model, not a curated record. Gene Ontology annotation, biological process: regulation of transcription by RNA polymerase II. Lineage: Eukaryota; Metazoa; Arthropoda; Insecta; Lepidoptera; Noctuidae. Gene Ontology annotation, molecular function: DNA-binding transcription factor activity, RNA polymerase II-specific; RNA polymerase II transcription regulatory region sequence-specific DNA binding.
AAAUAAUUAAAUGAAUGGUGAACGAGCGAAACGGGAAUAUGUUCGAGUGGAAAUUAUUGAAAGCUGGGCCAGGCCAGUCGCCAUGUAGAAUUUUUUGAUGUGGGUGUUGUGUCUUGGGACGUCAAACGCUUCAAUGAUUAUUAUUUUCAAGUGGACAUUAAUUUUAGUGUAAAUCGAGUUUUGACUAUUCCGUUUUUGUUAAAAGUGUAUUUUGUGAACAAUUACUCAUAUUGCUUUGUGAUCGUGAGCCAUCUAAUCUGGUGACGAUAGAUAAUAAACUGGAGGGGAGCUGCUAAAAUACUACGAUAGGAUACUUAGUAACGACGUUUUACAACUCAAGAGCGCUCAUAAAAUUUCUCAUCUUGGUGCGAGCGAGUCGGACUUCCAUUUUGUUUUAUUAUGUGGUUUGGUUGUUUACACUGUGCGUCGCGUUGUGGACAAUGGAAAGCGAAACGGCGUGCGUUACGCGAGGAUUAGCGACCAGCGGUAGCGGGCGGUGGUGAUGCAGCGAGCCCACGGGGGCGGCGCCCCGCAUUCGCAGGCCUCCGCCACCGCUCACCCGAAUGUACGCACACACAACUCCUACGCAGACAUCGAUGAUCAGAUACCUGCUUCCGUGAUAAGUAGUGUGGGUACAGUAAGCCUGUCUCAAUCAUCAACGCACCCCACUACUAACAUAACCAUGGCCAACCCUACGAACCUGGGCAACGCCAGCAGCAACGGCCAGCCGGCGGCCCAGCAGACACCAACCCAGGCUCCAGUGCGAAACUUGCCCAAGAAACGGAAGUUUGACCCGUCAGUCCUGGAAGAAAUGAGCUGUGCAAACAACAACACAGUAAACGCGCCGCUCCCGGCCGAGUACCAGCCGCAGUACCAACAAUCAGUGCUGCAGCCGUCUCCAAUAAUCCAGCGCUCUUCUCCGCCAUCAGAAAUGAAGCCCUACAUCAAUUCGUACCCCAAUAUUGACUUGUCAGAGUGGCGGGACCACAGGGUACUGGCGAAGCAGCGGGGAUUGUACGUUCCUGGAGUGAUCCGUCAGGCCGAGGGCUGUAAAGUGGUAGUGGAGCUCGACGGGCUCGAGAACGAACCGGUGGAGUACAGUGAUGUGUUCGGUGUGAAUAAGAACGAUGUGAUAAGUGACGCGAGCCCUCAAAUGAGCCAUCUGCACAUGGGCUCGCUGUGUGUCGUGAGGACUACGGACCCCAGCCGCGAGAAUGUGCAGAACGUUUUCGUUGAAGGUCUCGUGUAUGAAGUGCUUAAUUCUCCUAUAAGGAUUAGAGUUAAGGUAACAGAUGGUGAUCUCUGCAAAGAAAUGGUGGAGGUGAAGCGAGCAGACAUCAGACUGCUGCAGCCUCCGUGGGCGGAUGAGCUGGAGGAUGCUGGCACCCACACCUCGUCUUCCAUGCACCCCUCACUGCGUAUACAUCAUGUCCCUACUCAGAUGGGUGGCGAUAACUUCUACACGUCAUCCCCGAUGCCCGGCGCGGGCGCCGGUGGCGUAGUGACGGUGGGCGCGUUGUCCAACGGCUCAAUGGAUGACUUGCGCAAGCGUCAGCCCUUCGACGACUACGGAGAAAGCGAUGACGAUCUGAGACGAGAGGACAUUAUGUUCCCCGCCGAUGUUUCGCAUAUGGAUUGCAGUAACAGCAAACGUAGCAGUCUUCAGAGCCGAGGCAGUACGUCCAGUUUGCUGGAAAGAAGUCUGACACCAAGGUCCCAACCUCCUACUCCUAGAUCUCAAGCGGCAACCCCGCACAAAUAUAAGAAAGGGGAUGUGGUGUCGACUCCGACUGGUAUCAGAAAGAAGUUUAACGGUAAGCAGUGGCGCCGUCUGUGCUCCAAGGACGGCUGCACCAAGGAGAGUCAGCGACGGGGAUUCUGUUCCCGACACCUGUCUUUGAGAGGAGUCACCAGGUCUUCCAACACUCCUUUGGCACAGGGAUCUGCGCAUACUCCACAACAAAGGAGCAGCAGUAAAUCUCUAUCAUCAAGUGGCACGGGAGUCGAAGGUGACGAGACCUCGCGCGAGUCCGACACCACGCCACCACAUUACCGCGUCACGGGCCGGUUCGAUUCUGAUGAAACCGAGGCUGCUAAUAUGCUAGUGUCCCUGGGCAGCUCCCGCUCGGGCAGCCCGGGCGCGUCCCCCGUGGGCGGGGGCGGGUCCCCCGGCCUGCGGAACAACCUGUUCGUGCCCAUCUCCUCGCCGCAGCCGCAGCCGCACCACCCCGCCGCGCUCUACCACCACCACCUCAUCAGGCCAGAAUUAGUCCGACCUAGUCGGGUCAAUUCGCCGGUCGGUGGGGUCGCCACAAGCGUCAUCAGAGUGUCGCCAGGACCUAACUAUCAUUACCAGGUCGAGAAUAGAAACGGUCCAACAAUAGUUCAGACGAAUAAUGCCUCCCAAUCAAAUGUGAUCGGCGUUCAAACUUCAGGGCUGAACCUGCAGAACACAAUACAUACUAGCAUUAACGCUACAACAACAACUCUAUCCAGCCUCACCCUGCCUUCAAGUAUAUCGCUCAAUCUGAACAACUUGAACACUCAAAACUUGCAGACAAGCAUUGCGAACUCUAUUCGUAAUACCAACGAGCUUGCACACAACUUGAUAGUACCGAGGACAAUCCCGACGUCGAACGGGAUCGACGUGGAGCAGAUAUACCGGAGCCAGCCCGUCCACAGGAACGGCAUCCACGAGUCGUAUCGCCGCGACACGGACAUGUCCCCACAGAACAAUCAUGAAAAUUUUCUCAAUAGAAGAGUCUCGGAGUACGACGACGACGAUGACGCAGCGUCGCAGAGAGAGAACAUACUCCGCAACGUGAUUGACACUCGGCCCCCCGAACUAUCCGAGACUCGCGUAAUGGACGACAACAAGCGGAUCGUGAAGCCGGCGCCGCUGCAGGCGCGCUUCUUGUCCGUGGUGGAGCCCGACGUGAAGGAUCCUGUGAAGAGGUACUACGUCACCAUGCUGCCUCAGACCGCGGACAAGAAGUACGUGUUUAUUAAGAACGAGCCUGGGGAGACCGUGCAAAUAGAGCAGCGGAUAAACCACUUGACUCAACAAGUGAACAACAACGACUCCGAGUCGGAACAUCGAGGCUUAGACAACGGGGAUCAUGUAAACAACGUGAACAGCAGUGCAGUGAUAGUGCACCCAAACCAGUUGCUACCGGUAUUACCGCCGCCCGCCUCGCACACUAUUAUCGUGUCGGGCAACACGUUCCCGUGGCAGUCGCUGGUGCCGCUGCUGAGCGCGGCGCCGGCGGCCGCGCCCCCGCCCGCGCCGGCCGCGCCGCCGUCGCCGCGCACGCCGCGUACGCCGCGCACGCCGCACACGCCGCACACGCCACACACGCCGCACACGCCCGCCCCGCUCAUCAAAUCCGAGGACCAGAUCAAAACUGAGGCUAGCGAUCCUCCGAUGUGUAUGGAUGAAGAUGACGAGGUGUUUGAGUCCGAGGACUCGGGAGUCGGCGGCGAUGACCCCAACAAGCGACCAUCGCAGAACACGUCUGCGCUGAACUCUCCUGCCACGCAGGAAAAGAAGGAGCGGCGCAUCCGUCGUCCGAUGAACGCGUUCAUGAUAUUUUCGAAGCGUCACCGACAGAUAGUGCACCAAAUGCACCCCAACCAGGACAACCGCACUGUCAGCAAGAUUCUGGGCGAGUGGUGGUACUCACUCAAGCCUGAAGAGAAACAGAAGUACAACGAACUCGCUAGCGAGGUGAAAGAAGCACAUUUCAAAGCUCACCCAGAAUGGAAAUGGUGCAACAAAGAUAGAAGGAAGUCUUCCAGCAGUAAAGAUCCAACUGGGUCCAUGCCACAGAGUCCUCGAACGCCGUCCGAGGUGGUCACCAGCGGUUCUGUCACGAUCAAUGCGGACCUGCCGGUGCCUGUGGCGUCAUACAACCAUUUGGGAUCCCCGCAGCUCAGUGACGAUGAGCAAAUGGCAUCACAGACAGAGGAACCUCCGCCGGCGGUGCAAAACUUGGAGAUUGACUUGAAGUGCGGAGAGAAAGUGACCGACUCGGACUCUGAAGGGCUGGACACGCGGGACUACUUGCCCUCGCACCACGACCACACCAGGAGGCCUAAACCCAUUAAAGCUAGGGCUGGUUCGUCAGACAAUCUCCUUGGAGGUAUUACUGCGUCCAGUCCGGGAGGACCGAAAGGUUUCCAGCCGACAGGCGGCGCCUUCAAAUCUACACACGCUGAUACCAAUGAUAGCCACAGGCUAUGGACAGCGGCGGCGCUGAACAAGCAGAGCGUCGCGGGCAGCCUGGCACACAGCGUGCAGACCAUCUCGCUGGACUCCGCCAUCGCCAACAUCAUCACCUCGCCCGCCGCGCCCGCCACGUGUCCCGUACAGGUGAUAUCAAGUGGCAUAUCUAACACGAUUCAGACGCCGACGUCUACGCCAUUGUCUUCGACGCCGCUAGGUAACCCCGUGCUCAAGAGCUUCACCUUUGUCAAACGGAGCCUUGGAGAUAGUUCUCCUUGUCCUGGUCCGCUGACGCUGUCGCUGGAUGCGUCAGGCAACCUGCUCCUGAAGCCGAGCCAGUCUACCGACAGCCCUGCCUCCGACCAGUCCAUGCACUGCGUCCAUCUGCAGAGGCUGUAUGUACCAACAUUCAAUGCUGAAGUGGAGACGCCGAAAACUAGCAGCCAAAGCUUGCUGAGCGUGCAGCCCGGCCCGUCCGUCAUCGUCUCGCAGAGCAACACUAGCGCUGCGCCCAAACUAAACACGCAUUGGGAAACACCAGUGGAAGAGGCGCGGCCAUUCCCUCUCGCACCCACUCCGGCGCAGCUCGGCAGAGCACCGCUACAGAAGCGACUUAGUCGAGGCAUGUCGACGGGGUCGUGUAGCGGGUCGGGCGGCGCGGAGGGCGAAGCCCGCGCGGAGCCCGGCCGGCCCGAGCCCGGGGACUCCGCGGGGGCGGAGCACGUGCAGCACGACCUGCCCAGCCCCAACCAGAAGAAGAGCAUCUUCAAGAAACGCAACGAGGAUGGCCGCGACAAGGUGCUAGAGACGGUGAACUUCGAGCAGAAGUUCAGCACGCUGCCGCAGUUCAAGCCGGAGGCCUGCAGCCCCAGCGCCAUGGUGGUGCCGCGCAGUCCGCAGCUCUACAUGAGGAAGAAACACAACAAAAUGGAUGAGGAAGGCACGGCGGUGACGCCACAGCUGGAGCCGGAGGUGAACGGGAACGGAAUGCCCACGCCGCACUCGUACGGCACGCCGCAUACCACCACCAACAAACUCGUCGGGAACACAUUCUUCGGACCUGACUUCAAUCUCGACACUUAUCGAGUGGGCGGCGACGGAGUGGAGGAGAUGUCCCCACGCACGCCGUGCAGCGCGGGCGGGGGCGCGGGCGGCGGCGGGGGUGGCGGGGGCGCGCGCGGCGAGGCGGGCCACCGGCGCGUGCUGGAGGCGCGGCGCCACCUCGUGCUGAAGCUGUUCCAGGAGCACGGCAUGUUCCCCACCACGCAGGCCACCACGCACUUCCAGGCUACUCACAUGGAUAUUUUCCCAACAAAAAUGGCUCUACAAUUGAAGAUUCGGGAAGUGAGACAGAAACUGAUGGCCCAGUCGAACCUUACUCCUCACUCGGAAGUGAAUACCCCGACUAUAAAUUCUCCAAUCGCGUCAGCGGCUUUUCAACCGACCUCUACGGCCAGUUAGCGAUGCGGAUACACCAUCUCCAUCAUUGUUCGCCAGUAGGAGCGUCUGCCGACAUACAUGAGACAUCUGUCAACUUUACCCAACCAGUGUUUGUUCUUACGAUGGACUCAUGCCAAAUUUAAUCAUAAAUGCAAAAGCAUUUACUACAAUGAUUAAAUUAAUGUAUAGAGACUCGUUUAUAAUAUUUUAUUACUAUCUAGAAAUACUUUUUUAAUUAGUAAAAAGUAAAAAAAAUCCCAUAAAUUUAUUUAUAAAUAUUUUAACCCAGUUUCUCAAAGGUUUGUCAAAUCAAUAAUCAAGUAACACAUGUCAGUUGUCAUGGUGAUCAAAUCUAACGACUUGUAAUCAUAUAUGCAUAUACUUCGUAUACUGGAUCCAGUAUUUAUAUGAGUUUCAGAUUUAAUUCUUAUACUAAAAGGGUUUUUCCCUGCCACUUGUAAAUGUAGAAAAACGAGCCCGGUGGGAUAACCAAAGUAACUGCUGUCCUUGUCUAACAAGCAGGAACCUAUACUAAAGUUGAACAGCACUAGUAUCUAAAGAAAAGAGAAAAUCGAAAGUAGAUUUGCGCCCUUUUCUAAUAUAAUCCAUAAAAUGUUAUCAGACUUCACUUUCAGCUCGUUUUUUUUAAGAUAAUUUUUGGCCCGUCUUUAUACAGGUUCAUGCUUACAAUUACAUACUCCAUAUCAUAUAUGAAGGGAUACAUAUGCCUCGAUCGAGAAUGCAAUGAGGUGACACUCGGCCAACGAGACAGUCAGUCGUUGAUGCUAUUUAAUUACCAUUUUAAUGUAACAGCAAACAAACACCGCCUUGCAAAUACCUGACACUAAAGAUAUUGAAUUUUAACGUGUACAGACUGUAUUAAAUAACUAAAUGGAUAGUUUUUACUAUCUACUUUUUUUCUAUCAUCACUGUAACCGUUGCAACUUAAGUUGAUCAACCUUUCAGAAACCGGGUGUAAGUUUGUGAGAUUGGCGAUGUAUGGUCAAAUUAUUCAAUUGAAUUGAAUUAGUAUUGAUUUUAAAAUUGUAUGUUUAAAGUUUUGAUCAACUAUAACUAACUAGAUAACAGAAUAAAAACACGUCACUAAAGUGUCCCGUGUUGAGACAUACACAGAUAUUUGAAAAACAAACCUUAUUUUACUUUAUUGAGAUUAUGUUAUUACAAAGCUUCUCUAUAAUAAACAGAGUCCAAUUACAAUCCAGGAUUUAGUGUCGAUUACGACGUUUGUCAUCAUUAAUAUAAAGAAUUGUCAGUUCAAUAAAUAAAAAUCUUGCAUGUAAAGAAAAAAUAUUUAUUCUAAAAUUACUUCUACGGUAAAGAAUUGCGAGAAUUCUGGGAUAAAAUAGUAAUAAAAUCCCCAAAGAUAAGGACAAAAUAUUAACUUUUUUGCUACUGCAAUAAUAAUUUUCAAUAAUCGAACUAAACAUAAAAUUAAAACUACGUUUAAAAAAACCGACUUCCAAAAACCAAAACCUCUAAACUAAAAGUCAAAAAAUAACUAUCAUUGUAUUGCCCACUGCUAGUUUAGAAGUCGGUGCCACAAGUACUAAACAAAAUUAUAUUAAAACCAGGAACAAAAUUAUAUUAAAAGCAGAUGCAUAUUAUUCUACAAUGUAGAUAUAGGUAGUAUCGGUAAGUUGAGGCUUUUUAUAAUUGGGCUCUCCGUCCAAUGUUGUUCGCGCAACCAAAUCACCGCUGUGGUAUUCUUUUUGCGAGGGCGCUUUUUUAUCGCCGAUUGUGAAUCUAGUUAGUUACAGUUGAUCGAAGGUGUAUAGUAGUUUUAUUAUCUAAAAAAAUAACUGGUACUAAUGGUUUGUUCCCUUUUCCAUAGUAUACCUAUUGAUGUUAAAUUGCUAACCAAUGUAAAACCCAGGCGCUCAGAGCACUUAACUCACGCAGCCUAGUGCCACAUCCAAAUAAUGUGUAAAGGCAGUCAGACAAUAUGAUAUAUCAGAGGUGGCCAACUAGAUUAGACAUAAGAUCUAAUGUUUACUAACGAAACCCUGUGCGAUCUAACACUUAGUGUAGUAGUUAGUAAUUACGUUGCGCAAUAUGGAUUAUUUAUUUAUAUUUUUUGCCUUGCCACGAUCGACUGGACUAAUGGUGGCGAUCGACCGGUUGGCCACCCCUGUGAUAUAUCUAUAUCUGUAGAGGUUUACAUUACGAAAAGCAAAAAAAAAAACAGUGUUCUUUCUAUAGACGUCAAGUUGACGUCAAAUUGGUAUGAAACAAUUUAUUCUAGUUUCAAGUUUUAGCAAUAUGGCAUUAGAGUGACCGCAGGCAUAUAGGGACAUAUCUAUAAUCGCUUUUAAUUGGUUAUCGAACUAACAGAUCAUUUGUUAUAUUGUUUUAGCACAUCGUCAUUGUGGGCACGAUCUCAAUUCUUAUUUUGUAUUUAAGUGCUUUUGUUUGUGAGUUUUGUAAGACAUAAUAUUUGUUAUUGCCAAACCACUUGAUUACUUUGUUGGGGUUUUACAUCGAAACCCUUUGGUGUUUACGUGUAUGAUAUUAAGCUCUAUAGUAGUUAUACGAUUGAAUUAGUUUUAGUUUUUUUUAGAUGCUCAGAAGUUUUCAUCAUCUCGUAUGGUGUAUGUGUUAUGGUUUGGUAGCAAGCCUGUUUCAGGUUAUUGUAUAAAAUAUAUUACUUACACUUCAUUGUUGGAAAAUACCUAUAUGCUGUAAUAACAUUUUAAAGAAUUGAUCAAGUUGUAUUUCGUUGCAAUAUGAGAAUCGAUAUAUUAGAAAAAAUAUUUAAUAUUUAAGUAUAUUCUAGAGAUUACUGCUGAGAAGCAGAUAUACUUAGUAUAUUUACUCCACAUCUGUACUUUUAGCGAGUAUGGUUUUGUUUUGAUACCUUUCCUCGAGAUGAGCGAGUUGCGUGUAAGAACGACUUAUGGGAAUUCUUUUUAAUAUUGAGUUGCUAGUAAAGGGGGUCUCUAUUAGAAAAUAUUUACAAUCAGAUCGAUAUGAAUGACAAAAUCAUUAAUCACCAUGGUGUUUAUCAAUGCAUGUACAAAGGUAUAGUACAUCCCCGUUCGUAGUGACGUAGACACACCUAUGUAAGUGAUAUAUCAUGCAACACUAGUGAGAGAGUCGAGCGUUAUAUGAAUGCAUGAGGUUAGAAAAGGAACUUUGGUGCGAACUCUUUCUAAUAAUCGUUCAAGUCUAUUAUUUUGUAUUGUUUUAUAUUUCCGUUGUGAUGUUGGUCUUCCAAGGGUUUCAAAUUAUUUCAUUUAAUUAGAUUUAUAUAUACUUGUUUAAUUAUGUUUUAUCAAGUAGGUACAUUGUACAGUGAUUUAACAAGAGAGUCGGUGCGUGUAUUUGUGUACGCCGCACACUAGACACGGAACGUGAACAUUUUAAUAGUUACUUAUAUUGAGUCUUUCAGUCCGUAAGAUUGAAGUAGCGGUAUCCAUUUGAAAACGUAAUGCUAUCGUUUACGAAAAUAGCUCAAAUCUGUAACGACACUAGAUAAAUAAAUAUUUAUACAAUAAUAAUCUCAUUGUAAAUAUUAGUCGUAUUGUGUACUAGCACUAAGUAUUCCUGGCUCUCAAAGUAAUUAAGAUUUUAUUUAGAUAUUACUAAUUAUAUUACAGAUAAAUGUAUGUAUAAAUAUAAUUAUAAUUUAUACAUGUAAAAUUUCGGCCAAUACAAAACAAUUGUAUAUUUAAAUGAUCUCUUCGGCGUUAAUAUUGUUUAAAUAAUUAAUAAUUGCUGUAGGAGUCCGUAAGUGAAAGGAAUUUAUUAAAAGUAUAAAACAUAAGAGAUAUUUUCGCACGGUUAAAUAUUAUAUCUCGAUAGGCAAUUAGACGAGUCCGGUACCAAAGCUCGUCAGUUCGUUGCAAUGCAAUUACGUGAUGCAUGUAGCUUCAUAGCGUGUUCCUUACCGUUCUCGUGGCAAUGUUGAACUCGCGGGAUUUGGUACGUACUUUGGUAGUCGAUUCAUAGUAAUCGAGAUUGUUGUCUUAAAAUUUUACUCUUAAAUAAAUAAUACAAGUGUUGUUACCAGUUAGUAGUAAUGUACAGAUAUAUUUUCGUCCCUAAUUUGAAUUAGUUAUUCAAACUAGCCGCUCUGCGUGGUGUCACACGUACUUUUUUGUUAGCGUUGGGGGAAGCAGGGUAAUUAAUUCAAAGUAAGGGCAAGGUAUAGGCCUCUUUUCUUAAUCAGUGAAUUAAUUAGCUAUAACUUUCAACUCUGAAUAACAAUAUAAUAAGAUCAGUUUCAAACUAUAUAAAAUGUAAAUGUAAUAAAUAACUAUAUUUAGUAAUCAAUGUUUAAAUAUCUUUUUGUGGCAUACGAAUAUCAUCCCGAUUUAGUGAAAAUUGUUGAUUUUCUUUCGAUCAUCGAGCUUUUUAGUUGCGAAACGAUUAUGAUUCGAUUUAUUGUAACGACAUUUUAGGUUUAAAUCUACAAGCACUAUUUUACAUACAGACUGUCCCUGAAGUCAAAAUGGCACCAGGUGAACGGCAGUGUUCCAACGUUAUCAAAAACAUAAUAUAAUAAAUCUAAGUCGUAUACUUUUUAAGUUACUUAUAUUAUGUAGAUAUGUGUUAUUCACAAACAAGCGUUCAUAUUGCCAAUCUUUUGACUCAUAUUGCUGGAAGAAUAAAAAUAUCUAAUCUUUAGAUAUCUUUAUUUAUAUAUUAGAUAUCUUUUUUUUCGUCUAUAUGGUGUACUUUUUCGUCGUUUUUUUUUAAUAUUAAUUUACCUGAUGACUUUUGUAACCUUGCCGAUCACCCGGUGCCAUUUAGGCGUCGACUUCAGGAACGACCUGUAUGUUUUCAUAAUAUUUCAUAGUCUUCUGGAAUAUCAAUUUUCAUGAACAUUAUGCGAUUAAGUAAACGUUUUUAAAUAGAUAGUAAAGUUACGUAAAAAAGUUUGCAUUUAGUAUCCCAAAUGAAAUAUGUUUAUGAAAUUUAUAUGAAAGUGUAGGUACAUGGUUAUUUUAUUUAAACACAGUAGCAAAAUAUACUAAAAAGGCAAGUUUUCCUCCGUGGUUUAUGAUUGUGAUGGUUUAUACGAAAUGUAACAAUUUGUUUUCAACUUUCUAUAAUUAUGGUUAAGCUUACUUACAAGAGGCGAACCUCUUAUUGCAAUAUUUCUAGUUCUUUUUUGUAGUUUUGAUGGUAUAAUCAAUUUCUAAUGAAAGCCUUUAAUUGUGUUAUAGUAAUAACAAAUAUGAAAAAUUUUAAUAGCUGCAUAUUUCUAGUGCCUUAUUGACUUUCAAAUUUUAGUUCACGCUCAUUGAAAUUAGGAAACUAUAAUCUUUCUAAUUACUUCUUUCUAGGCUUUGUCAGUCAAUAAAUUACAGAAAAUAAGCAGUUUUACUUUAUUAGACUGAAUGAACUAGGUUGCAUAACAAGUUUAAUGUUAUAUUUUAAGAAAUAUUAGUAAUUAUUUCGAAAGGACAUUUUAAAUAAAGCAUUUCAUAUUCGUUAUUUAUUUCUUCUACAUAAGCUAUUAGAAUAAUUGUUUAGUCAAAAUGGUAUAUGUAAAUAGCUUGUUUAGAUGAUUUAUUUAGAUUUUAAGUGUUCAAAUUCAUGUAUAUUAGAUUGGAUUAGAGACGAAAAAUUAUGUAAAAUUUAGUAUUUUUAAAUCCACACGUAACCACUUCACAUGUACAAUAAGCAAAGUUUUUUAAUGUUUAUCAAUCCAACUAAUGGACCAAUAAGUGACACUUUAAAGGAUCAUGGUCACUUAAGUGUGGAAAUUGGGCGUUUAACCAACUAUUUAUGGAUAAAUAUUCGAUGUAUAGAUCACGUGAAUUAGUUCAAUCAUUAAGGUGGAAAUAUGGGGCUUACCUGGGAUGUUGAAAAUAAAUAAUUUUGUAGAUUUCGAUGUGCUCUUUUCCAUAUCUAUUUUACAACGUAGUAAGUGAGUCGCUCGCGCCGCCAUCUUAAAAAAUGGCGACUAUAAACAGUUACAAUAUCUCUUUUUCUGUGCAUGUUAUGAGGAAAAUUUAUAACAAAAUUUAAUUAGACACAAUUUAUGUUUGGAGUCUUUGGUACCAAUUAAAAUGUCGUUAUUUCGUCCGCAUUAUUGACUAUGCAAUUUUCCAGACUCAUUACAAGCAUUUUCGUUUAAAAAUAUGAUCAUCAGAAACAAGUAAGCACAUCAAAAUCUCAAUAUCAAUUACUCUCGGAAAGCAUUCCAGACAUUCUACCUAAUUACGUUCGUACGUACGUACGUACGUAAUUAAUUAUGAUUUAUAUAAAAUAUGGGGUUAUUAAGAAAAUCACACUUCAAAAAUUGGUCAUUAAAACGUUAAGAAAUUCUGAAUUUUGUUAAUUUUUCCGUCAAAAACAAGUGCACUCGUAGUUUUAAAGCUAUAAUCAUUGUAAUACAUGAAUUAACAUAAUGAACAUAACAUCACUCCUUUUAUUCCCUGAAGGGGCACAAAGAGAUUUUAAUGCCUAGCCCGACCCAAAAAUCGAACCCGACUGACUCAGACUUCAAGAUUCUUAAAUUCAAUGUUGAAAUAUGGAACAUUUGGACAUACUCGUUAGUGCAAGUGUCAAGGAUCUCGCGUUUGAUUCCCGGGCCGGACAAAUAUUUUUUUAUUUUCGAUAUGUUAUAUUUAAUACCCUAGAGCAGGGGAGGCCAAUUGUAUGAAGCAUGAUCUACUUUUUGCCAACAAACCUUGUGGGAUGUAUAAACUGAUUUUUUUAUGAAGUUUUUAUUAUUAUUAAAAAGAAUGUUAUCAGAAAUUAUUGGAAAUUUCUUGUUCGAAAUUAAUGCUAACUGUUGAAAUUUUUUCUUCUUAAAAUGUCAAGUAUAAUAAAAUAAAUAGGUACUAAUCUAUGACUUUGCAAUGCUCCACAACAUAACUAUAGUCCGCACAAUUUAAGAGGUCAACUCUGACAGUUACCAUGUUUUAAGAGGUAAAUAAGAUCGGUUGCUGUUUAUGACCCACUGGUUGACUUUUUAUGAGCCUUGAUUACUAAGGCUUGAAGCAAAAAUAAUAAUUAGAAUUUGUAAUCACCGAAUCAGAAAAUAUAUUACCUUCUGAUAUAGCGUGAGACUGCGUAGAGCAUUGAUGGUCCGAGAUCCCAGAGCUGUCAGACAUAUCUUAUUUUUACAAGCAUUUAACCUUCGGCUUACAGUAGUCUUGUAUAUACUUUUUAAUGCCUUAAUGUUUGUAAAGCUUGCCGAGUGACACCUGCGCAGGUACCAGGUGAGAAAGGUAACUAAAAAUUAGACUCACUUAACGUAAAUUUUUAUGUCUGAUUUUUAUAUAUGUUUUGUAGAAUAUAAUUACUUUGAAAUCAUAUUAAAAAAAUCAGACACUUUCCAUGGACCAAAACUUCUAUCAGACGGCUUAAAGCUCUAAAAAAUAGUGCGCCUUACAAAAUUGUAAUAGCAAUAUAUAUGAGGUUGGAGAGAAAUAUCUUUUCGGCAAAGCAGUAGCACAUUUGUAACAUUUCAGUAGGUCUAUUGAGAGGACCCGGUGCCCCUUACAGGUGUUGAGGGUGGCCACCGGGGUGGUUUUAGUGAGGUAAAAAUCCCACACUCCCUAGUCUUUUAUCCCCAAAAAGCUAGGCGCAUUUUGAAGGUUUCCCCCGUCACCAAAAAAAAGGGGUCAAUUCUCGGCCCGUUUCUCUUUCUUAUUUAUAUUAAUGAUUUACCUUACCUUGUGAAGGAUAACCAUGGGAUAGUACUGUUUGCUGAUGAUACAUCUUUAUUGUUUAAACUCAAACGUGGACAAUUAGUCAGUCAUCAUGUAAAUAGUGCUCUCUCAAAAAUAGUACGCUGGUUUAGUGCCAAUAAUUUGUUACUUAAUGAAUCAAAAACUAAAUGCAUUAGAUUCACAACACCAAAUGUUAGACAUGUGAAACCAGCGUGCUAAUACAGGGCGAGGAGUUGGACCCUGUAGAUUCAACUGUCUUUUUAGGUAUAAGUGUGUGUGGCUUAGCGUCCAGGGGCUAAGCCACAGUGGGCUCCACACGUAGAUAAGUUGUCGAAAAGGCUCAGACCUGCAGCAUAUGCCGUUAAAAAAAAGAUGGCACCUCGGUCACCAAGAAACAAGUGGCAUGGGAGUUUAUUUGUAAUGCUAAAGAUAAAGGUAAACAUGUGCAGGUAACAUUAUACAUAUACACAUGGUAGGUAGGAAUUAUUAUUAUUGAUAUAAAAUAGGUUGUAAAUGAUAUGUUAUGUAUGAUAAUUGUCAUACUUAUAUAAUACCUGUUUAUUUCAGCGUGGAGGUGAAACUAUCAUUUAAAAAAGGUCUUGGGAUGAUUUGCUAGCAGCCACGCAUAAAACAGAAAGAGGGAAAUACAUAUUAUCUAUAGUAGGGGAGACACAGAAGGGAUUUCGGUAGUUACUCGAGCGCGUCAGAUUAGUAAAUGGGGAAUAGCUAGUGUUAUGUUGAAGAUACCCACCACAAUGUGGUGGGAUAAAAAAAUUAAAAAAAAAAUCUAACUUACUCCAGUCAGUUUCGUCAGAUUAGGAGAAGAGAAGUCGACAGCAUACAAAAGAAUGCGCAUUUAAAAAAAUCUUCCCACUUGAGCGUGAUUUCUAAGAGUGAGAGGGUUUUGAAGCGUUCUCGUUAGUACCGUCCGAAACAUUCAGUCCCAUCAUGCAAACUGGCAGAUUAAGGGUUUCUCAUUAUCAGAGACACAUGUAGCAUAUACAUUAUCAAUAUCUGACACGCUCCACCUCUAGAACAAAAGUUACACGUAACAAUUUUAAAGAUCUGUGGAUUCCCCCUUUCUCCACCGAUGGCAGAAAAUGUCACUUAAUUAUUUUUUCUUUCUAUCACCAUAUAUUUAAAAUCCAGUAGGUCCCUACGACGCUCGAGUAAAUCCAAAUUUAGCAUCGUGGGCUCCUCUACUACUAGAAAAAGGUAAAUUAUAAUUAAAAGAAAUGAAAAUAUCUAAAAAGGAUUAAAAUAAAUGUUUACAAUUGAUUAUUUUAUGGAUUUUUAUUUAUUCGAUAAUUAACAUAUUAGUACAGAAACCUAUCAACUAAAGAAUGUCGCACCAUAAAGCCAUUGUUGUUGGUGUUUUCUCUAUUAGUGCAACAGCAACGUUUAGAUGUGAAUGUCAACACAGUUCAUUGGUUCCAAAUCAUAAUGCUAUAUUAUGCAAUGAUGCACAUGUACAUACGAUAGUCACUACUGUUCACACCUCCCUACCCAUUCCCUGUUGAUGACAAGGAUAUCUUCUUUUCCAUAAACCAAAACAUUACAACAUUUUGUUUGAUUGUAAUUUAGCUUCUGUUUAAAAAUUGUAUUUAUAUAAACACAGCUUUAUGCUAACACUUAAUUUAAUAAUCUAUUCGUUGGUUUUCUUAGAUCGGGCGCCAGCAAAGGCAAAUAACACUUUAUGGAAACUGGGGUGAAUCUAUACCGCUUAUGGAAUUCUCAAACAAAGUAUUUUCUAAAAGGAUCCGAAUAGUCGCGUAAAUACUGCCUCGGCCCCUCUUGUUCCUUCGGGCAAAUUCCAAAAAAUGUAUAUAAAGUCUACCAAAUAAGACAUCUUUGCUAUUGAUGCUGCUUUCGACUGCACGGUUGGCACGGUGGCUGGGCUGCCGUGCAACGUGUCGCGGGUUCGAUUCCCGCACGGAACAACUCUUUUGAGUGAUCUACAGAUUGUUGUUUCUGGUUUGGGUGUCAUGUGCAUGUGAAAUUGUAUGUUUGUAAACGCACCCACGCCACAUGAGAAAAUCCUAAUGUGGGGCAACGUUUUGAUAAAAAAAAUGCUUCAAAAUUGGAAAUAAUAAUAUAGCUUCAAACGUAGACGGCAGACGGUUUUGCUAUACUUAACUUUAAUUGUCAUUAAAACACGAUAAUGGACCCUUAACCGUCUCUAAAAGUGGGCUUUUUUAAUGUAUGACGACAGAACGCGGCUAAACGCGUGACAAUUGCUUAAAUAAGCAACGCUUAUUUUAGUGUGCGUUGCCUCUAACCCCUACAUGCUCAAUACUUUUGGCCAAGGCUGUAUAUACCUUAUAACUUCGUAUGACAUAUAACAUAACGUAUAACACCAGUUCGUUCGUCUAGCGAUAAUAUUGCACACUUUUUGAUGAAAUUCCCUGGUCCGGCUUUCGACGUCACAGCCGGCCCGGGUGCCAACAUCAAAGACCUAGAGGCCCAGCGCAUGCGCGAGACGGAGAGGGGUGACCGGCGCCGGCGCGUCCCGCUCCACGACUCUCCUCGCUCUCCUUGGCCGACGGACAGCACGCGCGCGCACCUACUACAGACCACAGGCAGACCCUUACGGCACCGGAUACUUAGUUAGUUACCGAUUAAUUAGUACACUUCAUUGUUGUUCAUUAAACCAUUCAAUACAACCAGUCGUGCAUCAUUUAUCUCCACCAAGAGCAUCAAAGCAGAAUUCCUAUCUUGAAUAUUUUUACAGCUAUUUGCACAUGUCUUUUCGCAAUCAUACAUUAAAGGCGACCUUGUGCUUGGGAUGCGAGGUAGUAGCGAGUGUUUUCAAAGCCAGUUGGUGAGUUGAAUCAAUUGACGACAUGCAAAGUCAGCGGUGUGACAGGAACCAGGAGAAUAAACUUUCAUCACGCAGGGGGUGAUUAUUAUUUUAUUUGACUGGCAAUAAGACUUGUCACUUUUACUGCCACUGUCAGUCUUUUAAUGGCAAAUGGUUACUUCAGUCGUUACAUAGUAAAACUUUAACCUUUUGAACGCCAGAGCGUAAACACAUCGGCGCCCCUUCUACGCCAAGCCACAAAUUCAGUACAAAAACCUACAAAAAAAAUAGUGAUUCCAACAUCUUAACGAAAAGUUAUCGAUAACCAAUGAAUCCGUGCUUUUCGUUCUAUAUUUUUUAAAUAAAUAUUAUUCGUUGCA